Trametes versicolor FP-101664 SS1 is the source of this 1011-nucleotide messenger RNA. Its product is annotated as MSF1-domain-containing protein. Gene Ontology annotation, molecular function: phosphatidic acid transfer activity. Gene Ontology annotation, cellular component: mitochondrial intermembrane space. The record is from RefSeq and is a predicted model, not a curated record. The coding region runs from base 76 to 783 and encodes 235 amino acids. The transcript is spliced from 4 exons. Gene Ontology annotation, biological process: phospholipid transport. Lineage: Eukaryota; Fungi; Basidiomycota; Agaricomycetes; Polyporales; Polyporaceae.
CUUCCACUCUCUAGUCUUCCAGUAAUCGCUUUCGCAGCACCACAACCACCACCACGCACACCGGGAUCGCUUACAAUGAAGUUCUACUCGCAGUCCUUCUUGUACGACGAUCCCUGGUCUAUUGUCUCCCUUGCCUACCUACUACGAUACCCCAACCCGUUCGCAUCGCACAUCCUCUCCUGCGACGUGAUUUCGCGGGACAUCACGCCCGCGGGUACUCUCCGAACCACUCGUAUCAUCCUCAAGACCGGCUCCUUACCAAGAUGGGCCCCGAAAGGCAUGAUGUCGCGGGCUGAGUCCUGGGUCCUGGAGGAGAGCGAGGUGGACCCGCUUGGCAAAGUAAUGCGCUGCACGACGAAAAACCUCGACCAUGUCAAAGUUAUGCGGGUGGAGGAGCACAUCCAUAUCCGCCAGGCGGAAGAUGGUAAAACAUUACAAACUACCGAGGCUAUGUUCCUUUCGGGGUUUGGGUGGGGGCUGACGAAGAAGAUUGAGAACUAUGGUCUGGCUAAGUUCAAGGCAAACCUACAGCGGUCUCGUGAAGGUUUCUCUAUCAUUCUCGACCUCAUCCGACAGUCGCGCCGGCAACCCAUGACCAUGGGCGUACCUAGCUCCUUCCUCAUCUCCCACCGCAUUCUCAACGACCCGGACACACAAGCUCCCGCCCGGCACGACGUCCCUGCGGCGAGCGAGACCCGUAACGACACUUCGGGCAAUACUCCCCGUAACACUCCCAGCGGAGGCGCGUGGACCAGAGUAAAGUCCUGGCUGCGCGUUGGAUGAGCUCCAACCGGACCCUUGUUCAGCGUACUUAUUUUCGAACGGUGUUACCCGUUACGGUUUAUUAGUGUCCCCCUGCUCAGUCAUCGUCAGUCUCAUGGUUCCGUUGUCGAUCGUGCAUGUUAUGAGCUUGUACCAUAUGUGUAUUUGUAGCCAUGAGUACCAUCUUCUGCAGUAGUGUCAUCGCAUAUAUUCACCUUCCAAUCCCUGCCCUCAUACAAACAAAUAUGC